Nematolebias whitei (Rio pearlfish) is the source of this 1188-nucleotide messenger RNA. It is a transcript of the gene rpa2, whose product is annotated as replication protein A2. The transcript is spliced from 9 exons. Gene Ontology annotation, cellular component: nucleus; DNA replication factor A complex; chromosome, telomeric region. The record is from RefSeq and is a predicted model, not a curated record. The coding region runs from base 135 to 953 and encodes 272 amino acids. Gene Ontology annotation, biological process: DNA replication; double-strand break repair via homologous recombination; nucleotide-excision repair. NCBI's taxonomy places the organism in Eukaryota, Metazoa, Chordata, Actinopteri, Cyprinodontiformes, Rivulidae. Gene Ontology annotation, molecular function: DNA binding.
UUUGUGUUGAGUUUUGCGCGCGAGAGGUCUUUCACUAAAAACAAGCACAGCAGAGCUACGUGGGCUGUUAAUCCUUUCUGAGAGUGUUUUCAACAAUUGCGUUUGUUUUUAAUAGUUAAGUUUGUGUUGACAACAUGUGGAAUCAGGGAGGAAACGAGUCUGGAAUGGCCGGGGGUUACACUCAGUCUCCUGGAGGGUUUGCAUCACCUGCUGCUUCCCAGGGAGGAGAGAAGAAAGGGAGAGCUCGGGCCACACAAAUUAUCCCCUGCACUGUGUCUCAGCUGAUGACCGCUUCACAAGCUGAUGAGUCUUUCAGAGUGGGAGAUGUGGAGGUUUCCCAGGUCACCAUUGUGGGUAUCAUCAGAAGCACUGACAAAUCCAUGACCAAUAUCCAGUACAAGAUUGAUGACAUGACUUGUGCACCGAUGGAUGUGAAGCAGUGGGUAGACACUGAGGACCCGAGUGUGGACAGCACUGUGCUGCCUCCAGGAGCGUACGUUAAAGUCGCAGGAAGUCUGCGAUCUUUUCAGAACCACAGAUCUGUUGUGGCGUUCAGCGUCAAGCCCCUGGAGGACAUGAAUGAAAUCACCUCACACAUGCUGGAGGUGGUCCAGGCACACAUGGCACUCAGCAAACCCCUAAGCACGCCAGGUGCUGGUGGAGGGACGAGCAGUAGCGCCACUCCCCUGUCUCGUGGCCAGAUUGCAGUGCUCAGAGGGAACUAUUCAGGUCCCAACUCAAUGGUUAUUAAUGGGUUAAAUGCACAUCAGGAUCAGGUUUUGAACUUAAUAAGAAGCAGCUCAGACUCACAGGGUAUCAGCAUUUAUGAUCUGAAGCAGAGACUCGGCGUCAUUAGUCUUCCUAUGAUCAAACAAGCUGUGGAAUUCCUGAGCAACGAGGGUCACAUCUUCUCCACCAUCGACGAAGACCACUUCAAAUCAACUGACUGUUAGGAAUAGUCAUUUGUGGCUGCUGUACGGUUGCCUUUUUGAACAUAAGAUGGCCAAGUUAUUAGUUAAGAGUUCAUAAAUCACAGCUAUUCACUAAGUCAAAAUGUCAACAUCCUAAAUGUGGAAGGACCAAGUGAAAUCCUCUGAGUUACCAUUAAACUAUUAUUAAAGAACAUGAGGUGCAGCGAGACUUUUGGGUUCAACAUCUUGUAUUCUUCGAAGUUACUUCUGCUAUUAU